AUGCUGAUUUCACUUCCUCAUAUGUCAUCAGAUGAUCCAGCUUUGCGAAUUGCUCCCAUCCCCACACCGUCAUCCCCGACAACAGAAGGCCAUCCCUUGUUCGGACCAGCAGACCUUGACCGCGGCCCACCAUCGAAAGAGGAUACUCAGACGGACUUUGCAGCACUCAACGUCCUAGCGGAUGUCCCGGCGCCGACGACCGCCAUUGACACCUGUCUUGACAAUGGAUUCCAUCUAAACAAUGGUCUCAAGGUGAGGGAUGGUUCGGGGUUGCUGCUUGUUGGAGGCGAGGCGUUCGCAUGGAAUCCAUGGAAAAUUACCGGUGGGAGCAAGGCCGAUAUGGUGAAUAAAAAGGGCCAAUUUGAAGUGGACGAACAGGCAUGGGGGAUUUUAGGGCUCGUGUGGCCUCGUCCGGAUUUAUUGAUUCUUGGUUUGGGAGCCUCCGUGUUUCCUCUGUCCCCCGAGACGAGAAGACAUAUUAAUUCUCUGGGCGUUCGUGUGGAGGUAGUUGAUACUAAGAAUGCUGCGGCGCAAUUCAAUCUUCUGGCGACAGAGCGCGGAGUCUCGGAGAUUGCUGCGGCUAUGAUUCCAAUUAGUUGGAAGGGCUGGUAG
Aspergillus tanneri is the source of this 612-nucleotide messenger RNA. RefSeq names its product Mth938-like domain-containing protein. The coding region runs from base 1 to 612 and encodes 203 amino acids. The record is from RefSeq and is a predicted model, not a curated record. Lineage: Eukaryota; Fungi; Ascomycota; Eurotiomycetes; Eurotiales; Aspergillaceae. Gene Ontology annotation, biological process: mitochondrial respiratory chain complex I assembly. The transcript is spliced from 3 exons. Gene Ontology annotation, cellular component: mitochondrial inner membrane.